This is a messenger RNA of Aspergillus novofumigatus IBT 16806, 2076 nucleotides long. RefSeq lists its product as uncharacterized. Gene Ontology annotation, cellular component: nucleus. Lineage: Eukaryota; Fungi; Ascomycota; Eurotiomycetes; Eurotiales; Aspergillaceae. Gene Ontology annotation, molecular function: zinc ion binding; DNA-binding transcription factor activity, RNA polymerase II-specific; transcription cis-regulatory region binding. Bases 1 to 2076 code for a protein of 691 amino acids. The record is from RefSeq and is a predicted model, not a curated record. Gene Ontology annotation, biological process: regulation of DNA-templated transcription. The transcript has 5 exons.
AUGAAUACGCCUUUUUCACUUCCCGACAAUGAAAGUGCGGAACCGGGCAACGGGGGCAAGGGACAAGACCAGCAGCAGAAAAUCGAUAUUCUUCGAGCAUGCCAGUCAUGCCGUGCUUCCAAAGUGAGAUGCGACCAGCCGAACCCUGGCAAGCCGUGCCUCAGGUGCCAGAAGUCUGGCAAGCCCUGCAUUGACGCCACAAGCCAACCAGAGAAGAGACAGCGGCAAUUAAACGACCGUAUCCUGGAGAUCCAAUCACGAAUCGAACUGAUGUUGUCCAACGCGGAAUUGCAGGACAGCGCUGGGGAUACACCUCCGUCGAGCGGGAAUACCCUCCGUUCGCCUUCAGAGUCGUCGCGCAACACCCAGCAGCAUGAUCGGAAUUUGCUCAUCAAUGGCAACCAUGGGAUGGAAGAUCUCGAAUCUACUAUACACUCAUGGCUCGCCGAGAACAUCACGGACCUCGAUGAUCGUACUGCAGAAACGAUAUUAGGUCGCUAUUUGAGCAACAUGGCUCCCACAUUCCCGGUUGUCGUCUUUGCGCCAGGUACCACGGCGGCCGACGUCCGAAGCCAGAAUCCACUUCUCUUCCUGGCUAUUCUCGACGUGGCCUCGUCGGGAUUCUGCGCGCUUGAAACUCAGAGGAAACUGCGGAAGCUGAUUGUUCAGGCAUAUGUUCAUUGCAUGCUCCGGACGGAACAAUAUACCAUCGGACUGCUCCAGGCUUUGAUUGUGUCCGCCACAUGGUAUCGCACGAUCGAGCCCGUAGAACCCGGUGAACAAAUGGACAUUUACCAGAUUAGCCAUACUGCAGCGAAUAUGGCCUUGAUCAUGAGAUUAGGGGAGAGUCUGAACAGCAAAUUUGGGGGUAGCUUCCAAGCUGAGUCGCUAGAAGCUCGAAGAGUGUGGUUAGGGUGUCACUAUAUUUGCUCGAACACCUCCAUGUCCCUCCGCGCUCCGAACAUCAUGAGAUGGACCCGCCUUAUGGAUGAAUGCCUGGAGGUAUUGGAAACUUCACCAGCGGCUCUUGCGUCCGACAAGGUUCUGUGUCGGCAUAUCCGGCUUCAGCAUAUAACCGAAGAUUUUGCGAUGCAACUGUCCGCGGAAGAGACAUCUUCCCCUCGUACAACACGAGCUAUUCAGAUCCAGAUGACACAUCAUGACUUUAAACGGCGGCUCAAUGAGUGGCGUAUGGACGUUGCUGAUGGCUGCUGGGACGUGGCCCUCGAGUUUUCGUAUUAUUUCUCACUCCUGUACAUGAACGAAGUGGCUUACUGCACACCGAUGAGUGACAAUGUUACAUGUGAAGCCACUGUUGCAAUUGAAACACAAGCGAUUCUUGAGUUCAUGGAAACGACAGACGACAUCUUUCGAGUUUUCACCUCUCUGGAUAUGUCGACGAUCCGAGCCCUACCCGCGAUGUACCUGAUCCGGAUAAUCUACACAUUCGUGAUCUUGGUCAAACUCCGCUUUGCGGCAGCCAAACUACCGACUUAUGAUGCACGGUUGCAAGUCGCUCGACUUCAGGUCCCCCAACGGCUCGAUCGCCUUAUCCAGAUGUCUGCGGGAUGGGGUCCUUUGUGGCCCGCUACCAAGUUAGCCACUGUGUUCAGCAGACUGCGGUCGUGGUUUGAAAGCGGGGACGGCAAUCCACAGAGGUUGCAGAAGGUACCGGUGUGGCUCACUCUAUGGGAGUUCAAAUCUCCUUCUCAGCAGAACCGAGACGCGCAUGACAUGGACAUGGCUGAAACUCCAUCUGACGUGGAUACCACGCCUUUAUCUCUCGAAUUACCCGUCAGCAGUGAUUUCUCGACUGGCCCUCCUUUUCGGUCAAUGUCCCAGGCUCCCGAGUCUUGCGUUCCUCAGAAGGAAGCCACUGCUUUUAUGCAUGACGAUAAAGGUCCACUUGAUGCAGUUGAUAUCCCCAAUAUAGAACAGAUGGAUGACACUGCUUUCAUGGGUUUGGACUGGAGCCAAGUUUCAGACAUGGGUUUUGACUUGGGCAACUUGGACAUGCCAUGCUCCCCGAUCCCAAUCCCAAGCCAUGGCUCUGAUCCAGAUACGCUGUAUGAAUGA